ACCAACAAACAAAGCCGCAUAUUCCAAUCCCAACCUCCACCGUCCAUUCCAAAUCCAACGAUCCACACUCAAAUCUCAACACAUGACAAGAAUAAUGUAAUAACUCCCCCACUUCACUGAUCACUCUCAAGUCUCACCGAUCUCAAUCACCACAAUGGCUUCGAUUCCUCUCACCACCACAACCACCGCCACUAACCUCCCAUUCCUCCGCCUCCGUUCCUCCCCACCCCUCCGCCAACAUUCCCAAUCCACCUCCACUUUCAACUUCAAACCCCUCAAAUCAAUUCACACGCCCCCCAUUUCCAUUUUCUCACCCCUCAUUUCAAAACGCCACACUCUCACCGUUAGAGCUUCAUCAGCCUCCAUCACACCAGCUUCAUCUCCAUCACCAGCUCCGCCACCAGCUCAACCUUGGCAAGGCGCCGCCAUUAAACCACUUAUAGCAUCAAUCCUCACCGGAGUAAUCCUCUGGUUUGUUCCAACUCCUGAAGGUGUAUCCCGCAACGCGUGGCAACUACUCGCAAUCUUCCUCGGAACAAUCGUUGGAAUCAUCACACAACCACUCCCACUCGGCGCUGUGGCAAUUCUAGGUUUAGGAGUUUCAGUUCUCACCAAAACCCUUCCCUUUGUUGCAGCAUUUUCCGGUUUUGGUGAUCCAAUUCCAUGGUUGAUUUGUCUAGCUUUUUUCUUUGCUAAAGGUUUUAUCAAAACUGGAUUAGGUAACCGUGUUGCGUAUCAAUUUGUGAAGCUUUUUGGUAGUUCUUCAUUAGGGUUAGGUUAUAGUUUGGUUUUUAGUGAAGCAUUGUUAGCUCCGGCGAUUCCUUCGGUUUCGGCAAGGGCUGGUGGGAUAUUUUUACCGUUGGUUAAGUCUCUUUGUGUUGCUUGUGGAAGUAAUGUUGGUGAUGGGACUGAGGAGAAGCUUGGAUCUUGGUUGAUGCUUACUUGUUUUCAAACGUCUUGUAUUUCGUCGGCCAUGUUUUUGACUGCGAUGGCUGCGAAUCCGUUAUGUGCGACUCUUACUUUGAAUUCGAUUGGCCAGACGAUUGGGUGGGUGGAUUGGGCUAAAGCGGCUAUUGUGCCGGGUUUGGUUUCGUUGGUUUUGGUGCCGUUGAUUUUGUAUAUUAUUUAUCCUCCGAAGUUGAAAUCUAGUCCUGAUGCACCUAAGCUUGCUAGGGAGAAGUUGGAGAAAAUGGGGCCUAUGACGACUAAUGAGAAAAUUAUGACUGCCACUCUGUUUCUUACGGUGGGACUUUGGGUGUUUGGAGGGCUUCUUAAUAUAGAUGCCGUAACUGCUGCCAUUCUUGGAUUAGCUGUACUCCUCAUCUCAGGGGUUGUAACAUGGAAAGAGUGCUUAGCUGAGGGUGUUGCCUGGGAUACUCUCACGUGGUUUGCUGCCCUCAUUGCAAUGGCCGGGUACUUGAACAAAUAUGGUCUCAUCUCUUGGUUCAGUCAAACUGUAGUCAAGUUUGUUGGUGGAUUGGGCCUUUCAUGGCAACUAUCUUUUGGUAUACUGGUCCUCCUCUACUUCUACUCUCAUUACUUCUUUGCCAGUGGAGCUGCUCAUAUUGGUGCUAUGUUUACUGCAUUUUUGUCUGUUGCUACUGCUUUGGGAACUCCACCAUUCUUCGGAGCCAUGGUGUUGUCAUUCCUCUCCAACCUUAUGGGAGGCCUUACUCAUUAUGGGAUUGGGUCUGCUCCAGUAUUUUUCGGUGCCAACUAUGUCCCACUUGCCAAAUGGUGGGGUUAUGGCUUUGUUAUUAGUAUUGUUAAUAUUGUCAUCUGGCUUGGACUUGGGUCUAUUUGGUGGAAAGCCAUUGGCUUGUGGUAAAGGGCCUGAUAGAGAAUUUUGCCAACACACUUUAAGAUUUUUGCAUACAUUCUUGUACGCAUUAUUGUUGUUAUCAGCAGUUGGAGCAAAUUGCCAAUUUUUAACCUAUGCUUUCUAGAAAUAAUCUAAGAGGUUUUGUUGUAGAUUUAUACGGGAACCUGGAUACCGCUGAUCGUUUUAGAUCUUCAGUAGACCAGUUACAUUAUUAUUUAUGAGAUGUAAACACAUCACGUUAUUCAGGAUAUAUUGUCCAUUGUACGAUUCGAAUGUAUUCUUUCCAUAAAGAUUUCGGUACAAUUGCUAUUUUCAUUUUAAUGU
This is a messenger RNA of Medicago truncatula (barrel medic), 2146 nucleotides long. RefSeq names its product dicarboxylate transporter 1, chloroplastic. The transcript is spliced from 3 exons. Gene Ontology annotation, molecular function: transmembrane transporter activity. Gene Ontology annotation, biological process: transmembrane transport. The coding region runs from base 155 to 1828 and encodes 557 amino acids. NCBI's taxonomy places the organism in Eukaryota, Viridiplantae, Streptophyta, Magnoliopsida, Fabales, Fabaceae. Gene Ontology annotation, cellular component: membrane. The record is from RefSeq and is a predicted model, not a curated record.